This is a messenger RNA of Ahaetulla prasina, 4338 nucleotides long. It is a transcript of the gene ERI1, whose product is annotated as exoribonuclease 1. NCBI's taxonomy places the organism in Eukaryota, Metazoa, Chordata, Lepidosauria, Squamata, Colubridae. Gene Ontology annotation, molecular function: zinc ion binding; nucleic acid binding; 3'-5'-RNA exonuclease activity. Gene Ontology annotation, biological process: exonucleolytic trimming to generate mature 3'-end of 5.8S rRNA from tricistronic rRNA transcript (SSU-rRNA, 5.8S rRNA, LSU-rRNA). The record is from RefSeq and is a predicted model, not a curated record. Gene Ontology annotation, cellular component: cytoplasm; nucleolus. The coding region runs from base 305 to 2596 and encodes 763 amino acids. The transcript is spliced from 8 exons.
AGCUUUGCCAUCAGGCUAGCUAGCCGCUUGGCGCCCAGAACACCAACCAUCCCGGCUGGAAAGCUCCUUCCGUCAUCGGUCGAAGGGCUCAGAGCUCCGCCCUCGCCGGAGGAGGGGCAGGCGGCGCGAGAGACUGAGAGCCAUUGGACCGUGGCGGGAAAGCGCUCGUGGCUUCCCGGUGAAUCGGGGUCCUCUUUUUUGCGAUUGCACGAGAGAGAGCCCGGCGGCCUUUGGAGAAGCCUUGCGCUUAUAGAAGCCAUCCAGGAAACUACCAAGGGGGCUGACAAGAUAACACCAGACAAGAAUGUCUGACCUGGAAUGCGGAGUGGAAGAGAUGGGGGCAGCUGCCGCAUCGCACACUUCUCAGCUUGAAGGAGAUUCAGCAGUCUGGCUGGAGAAACUGAAAAUAGAAGAAGAACGUGAGAAACCCAAAUGGUCCAUUGGAGUUGGCAAACCACCAGAACUGGGGGAGCUUCCUCCUGGUGUUACAAAAAGAAAACGAAAGGAAGGACUUUCUACCUGGCAGCAGGAAGAGAGAAUCAAGGACGAUUUACAAAUUGCCGAGGCUGUUAGACUUUAUAAAGACGUGAUCCAGAGACGACAGGCUCGUGAAAGGUAUGAGAUAUCCACCCAGAUCACCUUGGGGCUGGGGGAAGAAGAGCCAGGCUCAGGGGCUACUGGAGGGGAGGCUUAUGGCAAAGAGAUCCCAGGAGACCGGGAGCAACAAAUACGAUCCCCUGGGCCCUCAGAUUCUGAUAGAGGCUGGAGGCCCUCUGCUGCUCAGAUGUUGCCACGCAGGAGGAAAAAGCCAAAAAUCCCCCUCCUACCUCGGAAAUUUAAUGGAGAUCCAAAGGAACUUGGACAUUUCUUAGCCCUGGUGUGUAAUCACAUGGAGGACUGGGGUGAGGACUAUUGGUCUGAUGCAGCUCGAGUGAGGAGCGUGACUCAAGUUUUGGGAGGAAUGGCAGCCAACUGGUUUGUGUCCCUACACAAUGAGAACUCUCCACUACUGAGAAAUUAUGACCAUUUUAUGGCCGCCCUAAGAGCGAGAUUUGAGGACCCUUUGGCUGAUCAGAAAGCCAGGAUCCGGAUGAAAUCCAUCAAGCAGGGGAGAAGACCAGUGGCCGAAUACAACCAAGAGUUUUGUGAUCUGGUGCCCCACAUGAGAGGGUGGUCGGAAGUGGCUCUAUUGGAUUAUUACAAGGAUGGCCUAAAUGGAGACGUAUACGCACUGUGCCGGGCGCGAGCGUCCCCCACUACCCUGUAUGGUUGGUUUACCCUGGCAGCAGAGAUGGAGAUUGAAUUGGCCAAGGAUCGCAACCUAGGUGGCCAUUCCUGGAAGCAGACCCCAUCCCAGUCCCAGAAAGGGCCCCCAAAGCGCCCUGCUGCAGCUGUAGGCGGGAAGCAGAGAUCCACGGUGUGUUUCAGAUGUGGAAAGGAAGGCCAUAAAGCAGCCGACUGCGUGGUCAAGUUGGUUCCGAAGAUGACCCCUGGUGGUGGAAAAGGAGCUGUGAAGCCGGCAGCCAAAACUCGAGAGGUCGCAAAAAGGGGAGCGUACGUCGUCAAGACCUCUCCUCCCACUAAGGAGGAGCUGGGGACUCCAACCAGUUCCGAUGACAGUGAGUCUGCAUCCGAUUCCGAUGAAGAUCAUCUAACUUUCUGUCAGAGUAAGCAGUGCUGCAAAUUUGAUUUUCAAGAAGAAAAUAAUACAAAAUCUAAUUCAAGUGAUUUCAGCGAUCCAAUCUACAAAGAGAUUUCUCUGACAAAUGGUUACAUCAAUAGAAUGAGUAGAGAUGAGCUGAGAGCUAAACUUGCUGAAUUCAGACUUGACACCAGAGGAGUAAAAGACGUAUUAAAGAAGAGGCUGAAAAAUUACUACAAGAAAGAAAAAUUAAUGCAUAAGCAACCUCCAAAUGCAGAAGAGUACUACAAUUAUAUCUGUGUUAUUGACUUUGAAGCAACUUGUGAAGAAAAAAAUCAGCCUGAGUUUACACAUGAAAUAAUCGAAUUUCCUAUUGUUUUACUAAAUACUCAGACAUUACAAAUAGAAGACACUUUCCAGCAAUAUGUGAAACCAGAGAUUAAUCCUCAACUCUCAGAUUUCUGCAUUAAUUUGACGGGAAUCUCUCAGGAACUGGUAGAGAAAGCUGAUGAAUUCCCAAAAGUGCUGCAACGUGUUGUAGACUGGAUGAAACAGAAAGAACUAGGAAGCAAGUACAGCUAUUCCAUAUUAACAGAUGGGUCCUGGGAUAUGAGUAAAUUUUUAAAUAUCCAGUGUCGUAUUAGUCGUCUGAAGUAUCCUUCUUUUGCUAAGAAGUGGAUUAAUAUCCGCAAAUCCUAUGGAAACUUCUAUAAGGUUCCUAGAUGCCAAACAAAGCUGUCAACCAUGUUGGAAAAACUUGGGAUGGACUAUGAUGGACGGCCUCACAGUGGGCUGGAUGAUUCCAAGAACAUUGCAAGAAUAGCCAUUCGAAUGCUUCAGGAUGGAUGUGAACUCCGUGUAAAUGAGAGGCUGCACAGCGGGCAUCUGCUAGCAGUCCCUUCCUCAACUCCAAUAGAGGGCGCUCCAAUCCCACAGAUGCCCAGGUUUCGAUAAAUAUUAGGAAGUGAGUUACCCUGUCUUCAGGCCCAUAUUCUUGGUAUUCAAAAGCCAUUUCAGAGAGUUUUUAAACGGUACUUUAUCCCCAAUUUAACCCCUUGCAGAAAUAUACAGGUCACAGAGCACCCACUGAAAGUCUUUCUUAAUUUAGCACUCUAAAUUAGUCACGCUAAGUUUCAUUUUAGUUAUCCAAGAAAUUUAUGCACUUAUUAAAAUGGUUUUCUCUGAAGUAAAGUCAAACCAAAGUGUAACAUUUGAUCUGCAGAUAUAACAACACUAAUAAGAUGUUUAACAUAGUUGAAUACUAUGGGGAAUUUAUCUUUGCUGAUCUUUUCUUUUACUGUUUAGUGUACCAGAAAGAUCUGUUUGAUUUCACAGUGACCAAAUUGUUUCCUGGUAUGUGUUAGUUAAUUUGGGUUUGGUAAAUUCUUCACAAAGGGGAUUUGUUUUUUUAAGUUUGAUCUUCCUUACCCAGUUGAUGGAAAAUUCCAGUAGUAAUACAUUUUUUUGAUGUUUGUAUUGAUGUUCUAAGAUUGUUGAGAGACCUAUUGAGCCAAUAUUAGUUACCUUUUAGCCUCAUUAAAUUCUGAUAGCAAUUUAAGCAUAUUAUUACAUUUCUAUUGAAAUAAUGGAGAUGUAUUUAACAAGGAUUUUUGUACUUUUUCCUUUCAUUGCAUAUAUAAUAGCGUGGUGUAACUUAUUUUAAUACCCUUCCCCAGCAUUGUUAAAAAAAACAUAGAAGCAAAUUAUUUCUGUAAAUUUAAGCCUUGGCAUGGAUUACAUGCCAGUAUUUCAUUCAUAUAAUCAAAGAGAAACAAAUCGCUUCCCUGUAGAUUAUUAUGCCAACCUUUGUUUUGACAUUUCAACUUAUUUUUUGAAAGGUUUGUUUUAAUAAAUACAAUUUAUGUUUUUAAUGUUCUGAACCAUUACUUUAGCAUGGCACAUUUUAAUAUUUAUUGCACAACUGUUACAGAUUUCUGACUUCAAAUUGGUUUGUUAUAUUUUGCCACUUUCGUGGGAAUUCUGCACAAAUUGUUGCCUAGAAUGUUCUGAGGGAAUGGAUGACUGAUUCAAGUCAACUAGUGACUUCAGGUCUAAACAAGGAUUUAAGCCCAUCUUUAAUCUAUUAUACCUCACAGUGGCUGUGUACAGUGUAUAGUUUGGCACUGUAUGCAGAUUGGUUUUCUCCUGAAAGCCCAUUUUGUAAAUAUUCCGCUUUCUUGUAAUCCGUCCAGAGCAAAAGUGAAUAAUGAUUUGAAAUUACACUUUCUGCUGCAGCCUGCAAUCUUAAUAUUCUUUUCUACUUUAACACUUUAAAUCAUGUGUUCCUACAUGUAUAAAAUCUUUCCUACAUGUUUUGUUCAUGGAAUUGGGAUGUUUAUUUGAAAGACUAUGACUAGUUCACACCUUGUGAUAAGUAAAAAUAGGCUUGAUCAUUUUAUGGACCAGUCAGUCCACAUUGUUUCUGACUCAGGUGAACCCAGGCUUUUGGGUGAAUCUACUAAAACUAUGUCAUACGUUGUAUGGACACAUUUUGUGCUAGGUCAACUUUUUUCCACUGCACAACUAGCCAUUCAUCUUCUGAACACUUUAAAUAUCAGCUUUUGGUAUAAAACUUUAUGCUCUUUUGAAUACAGUUUGUAUAUUUUUACUUUUAAAAAAGGUUUCAAUCCACUGUAAUCAUUUGUAUUUCAAUUUAAUGUGUUAUGUCUGUUAAAUAAAGGUACUUUGUAAUGUCA